Exophiala xenobiotica is the source of this 2304-nucleotide messenger RNA. RefSeq lists its product as uncharacterized. Lineage: Eukaryota; Fungi; Ascomycota; Eurotiomycetes; Chaetothyriales; Herpotrichiellaceae. Gene Ontology annotation, biological process: regulation of transcription by RNA polymerase II; DNA-templated transcription. The record is from RefSeq and is a predicted model, not a curated record. The transcript has 4 exons. Gene Ontology annotation, molecular function: DNA-binding transcription activator activity, RNA polymerase II-specific; zinc ion binding; RNA polymerase II cis-regulatory region sequence-specific DNA binding. Gene Ontology annotation, cellular component: nucleus. The coding region runs from base 1 to 2304 and encodes 767 amino acids.
AUGACCGAGUCCGAGCGCCGGAGGAGAAGGAGGCCAGCUGUUUCAUGCUCUGUUUGCAGGAAGCGCAAAAUCAGGUGCAAUCGAGAAUCUCCGUGCAACAAUUGUCUUCGGUCCAAAAAUGCGGUUUGUGUCUACGAAGAAUACCCUCCUCCGGUUCCGCGGCGGCAACCGAAUCAUAAUGAGGACCACGAUCCGAGUCAUUCUGUCCAAGUACAACAUUCUCCAAUAUCCCUCGAGGGGGUUUCUGCUAGUAUCGGCGGGACAUCGACAGUGUCAUGUUCUGGGCCGCCUUUGGCAAGUUCGACCAAUGCCUCGACACCGGCCAGUAAGCCCUCAGAUGACGAUGUCGGGUUGAUGAAGACCAGAAUCAGGGAUCUUGAGAGGCAGCUGUCUCAGGCAACAGGAAACACGAAUAACGCUUCAGCGCAGAAUGCGCCUGCUUCUGUUGCCAAUGCAGGUCGGGGCUUACUGGAGGCAUCACAGGACAGGAUCGAAAACGGCUUGUUCGGGGCUCCUAGAAUGUUCGGACGCACCGUGCUUCACAAAUCUCGCCAAUUUGGUCAGAGUCACUGGAUCAAUGGUGUCUCAGUGUUUCUAGAUUUGCUAGAUCUUCUAGAGCCACACAUACGAAAUGGGCACACAGCGAUCCCAGCUGCUAUACAAAAGUGUAAAUCUCUGGCAAAAAUCAUCAAGUCAGGGCGGACACCACCCUGGCCAACACCGCUGAGCGCAGAUCUACCUCCAAAAGAUGUCGCCGAUCAACUAGUGGAGCGUUACCACCGGAUAAUCGAACCCUUUUACAGAGUCCUACAUAUUCCUACAUUCAUAAAGCACUAUGAAAGCGUCUGGAUGUCGAACAACCACCUCGAGGCUGCAUUUAUGGUUCAGUUGAAGCUGGUCCUCGCGAUUGGAUCGACCACGUACGACGAACAAUUCUCUCUGCGUGCGCCGGCCAUCCGAUGGAUCUAUGAAGCUCAAACCUGGCUGUGCACGCCUAAUUCAAAGACACGGUUGAAUAUUCAGUCUCUGCAGAUCAAUAUUCUGCUGCUUCUUGCGCAAGAGAUAGUGGAUGUAUGUGGAGACUUGACCUGGAUCUCCGCCGGGACGCUAUACAGGAGAGCAGUGUACAUGGGAUUGCACCGUGACCCUGCGGGCCUGCCGAGAAGGACGACUUUCGCAACCGAGAUGCGACGGCGGUUAUGGAACACGAUCCUGGAGAUUACACUUCGAUCAAGUAUGAACUCUGGAGGCCCUCCGUGCAUCUCCCUUGACGACUUUAAUACGAAACCUCCGAGCAAUUUCGAUGACGAUCAGCUAGAAGCCCACUCUCCUUCUCCCAGACCAGAAGGCACAUUUACCCAGGUGUCCACCGCUAUUGCCCUUCGCAAGUCAUUUCCGCAACGUCUAGCUGUCGUCAAAUUCUUGAACGAUCUCGAUUGCCAUGGAAGAUACGAAGAUAUGCUGCGACUUGACAGAGAAUUAAGGGCGUCAUACAAGGCCAUGUAUCGAACGCUUCAGGACUUCAGGAUGUGCACUGGGCGCUCACCCUCGCAGCAUGACUUCUUGUUUACGGAUCUGGUGAUGAACCGUUACCUUUCAUCCCUCCACAUACCUUUCUUUGAGCGAGCCAUGCACGAAACCGCUUAUGCAUUCUCCAGAAAGGUCUUGCUGGAGACGUCGCUCAAAAUCUGGUAUUCGGCAUACCAACCAUCGUCAGCCGACCCAGGUCAAAUCCGCAAUGACAACCCCUCCUCGAGUGUGGACGAUUUGGCACGUCUCGGCAUCUGCGGCACUGUAUGCUUUCAAACUGGACCGUUUCAGGCUGCAUGUCUCAUCUCAGCGGAGCUUCGGGCACAGCUGCAAGAACAGGAAGGCCUGAGCUUCACGCCUCCACGUCCAGACCUGCUUCCCGUAGUCAACAAUGCGGUGAACUGGUGCCUGCAAAGCAUCAAGAUUGGCGAGACAAACAUGAAAGGCUAUUUGUUUUUGUCUAUGGUGUCUGCACAAAUCGACGGACUCAUGCGCGGUGUUAAGAAGGACGACUUCCCAAAGUUGUUGAUCAGAGCUGUUGAGGGAGCCAUAGAGACAUCACUGUCGAUCCUCGAGGCGAAGGUGGCCCAAAGCCAAAGCCAGAUAGAGGAGACUGGAAAAGGCUUUGAUCAACCGUCUCUGCUUCCGUCUCUUGAAUCGACGGAUGGAUACGAUUUCAUGACACCCGACGGCCUAUUCGACUUCGGUGAGCUGAGCACUUUGGAGUGGAUGCUCGACGAUGAAUACUACCUGCCAGAAGCACCUAACUGGUAG